Cajanus cajan (pigeon pea) is the source of this 1144-nucleotide messenger RNA. RefSeq lists its product as uncharacterized. Gene Ontology annotation, molecular function: ribosome binding; protein folding chaperone; peptidyl-prolyl cis-trans isomerase activity. Lineage: Eukaryota; Viridiplantae; Streptophyta; Magnoliopsida; Fabales; Fabaceae. Gene Ontology annotation, biological process: protein transport; 'de novo' cotranslational protein folding; protein unfolding. The record is from RefSeq and is a predicted model, not a curated record.
CCGAACUGGACCCCACCUUGUUGCUGCAAAACCUAAAAAGGAAUAAUAAGGGAUAAGACAUCAUUCACCAGUCAUCAGUUCAGGACUGGGAUACAGACACGACACGAACAUGAUGAUGGCCUCCAAAUCAAAUUCCAUAACAUUUGGAAUUGGUUCUUUCACAACUUGCCCUCUCUCUGGAACUAGAACCUGCUGCAUUCACGUUCUUCCCAAUCCAAAUGCAAAAUCCAGAGCCAGAGACAUAUUUUCUCUCAGUCUGUCCAAGAGGAGGAGCUUAGGUAUUCUUUCUAGUCCCACCGUGACAACUCUCAGACAUCUCAAUACACCAAUUUCAGCUGUUAAUUCAGGUUUAGAAGCAUCAAUUACAGAUUCCAACGAUAUUUCAGCCAUCUUAACAAAUGCCAAAAUAGUUGUAGAUUCCGAAGAUGAAAAUAAGAUACAAUUAAGAGUGGACUUGACUGGUGAUCAAACACAAAAGGUAUUCGACAGGAUCCUAACAAACUUAGGUCGUACUGCCCCACCAGUUCCUGGAUUUCGCAUGCAAAAAGGAGGAAAAUCAUCAAAGAUCCCAAAGGAUUUCCUUGUACAGAUGCUUGGGGAAGAACGUGUCACCAAGUUUGCAAUACAAGAAAUACUCAACUCUACCAUGGGUGAUUAUGCAAAAAAGGAAAACUUGGAUGUAAAGGACCGCAAAAUAAGCACCACCCAAACGGCAGAACAACUAAAAAAAUCAUUCACGCCAGGAAAUGAAUUUGGCUUCAAUGUUAUAAUUGAGCCUGAAAAAUCAUAACAUUCUAGACAACUUGUUAUGGGGGAUCUAGUUGCUGGGCGUAACCAGAAUGACAGUUAAUGGGGGAACAAGGUUUCUCUCUCUCUCUCUCUCUAACUCAAUGAUAUACAGCUUAAAGAGUUAUUUUAAUGAUCAGUUUGGUGUACUAAAAAAAAUGAGCUGCAAAUUUCUAUUAUGAGCCUUGCAGGAAAAGAUAAUCUCAUAUUUAGAUUUUUCAUCCUGACUUUAAAGGGAUACCAAACUGACUCGAGUUAUAUAUAGCUGCCUUCUAGUGUUAUAUAUUACAGACUAUGAAUCUCAUUUAUAGCCUUUUAAUUGGUGACUUGUCAAUGACAAACUUAGAUUUUUUAUGUC